Messenger RNA from Closterium sp. NIES-65, 3675 nucleotides. The record is from the annotation of a GenBank genome assembly. Lineage: Eukaryota; Viridiplantae; Streptophyta; Zygnematophyceae; Desmidiales; Closteriaceae.
AUGCCAUCUCUUCAAACAUCACGCAUUCUCCCUAUCUCCUCCACCCUCUCAUGUCCCAACCGCCUCAUCACCCUGCCGUCUUCCCCCUUUCUCCCCCCGCACAGAUCAGCGGCAGCAGCAGCAGGUCCCAAGUUCGCGCCAUACAGUGACGCGGUGCUGGCGGCGCUCAUCCCGCUCGUGUCCCUCACAGCGGAGGCGGACGUGGACGUGCGGUCACGCGCGUACGAGCUGGUGGGCAUCAUUGGGAUCGCCGUGGGGCGGCAAGCGGUGGAGCCCGUGCUGCCCGGCUUCAUGGACGCCGCUCUCAAGGUGGGUGGGGGAGCAGUUGAGGGGCAGUGCUGUGAAUGGCAGGCUUCGCCCUGGACCAGAGGCUUCGCCCUGGACCAGAGUGCGCUGAGGGAGUAUGCCCACUCCUUCUUCAGCGACGUCGCCAAGUUCCUCGAAGCUGACUUCGCCCCCUACCUGCAGCACGUGGUACCGCUCGCCUUUUUCUCCUGCCGCCUCGACGAUGGCAUUGUGUACCUGCAACACGUGGUGCCGCUUGCCUUCUCCUCCUGCCGCCUCGACGAUGGCAUCGUGGUCGGCCCGGCCGCCACCGACGACGAUGCCGCCGACGCCGAGGGCGGCGGGCGGCGGCAGCUAGCGGCAGCACUGGCAGCAGGGGAGAUCUCGUCGGAUUCGGAGGAUGAGGACGAGGGGGCGGCUUUGAGGGGGCUGAGGGGCAUCAGUGUGCGCACGGCCGUGCUGGAUGAGAAGGCGGCUGCUGCUCAGGCCAUCGGCGCGUAUGCUCAGUACACCAAGGCUGCUUUUGGCCCGUACGUACAGGAGGCGGUGGGGGUGCUAAAGGACGGGGCGGACUAUGCACAUGAGGACGUGCGCCUGCAGGCCACGCUCUCCCUGCAACGUCACACCUGCAUCCAGCCAAGCAUGCCCACCAUGCAGCAUGUCACCCACCUUUCGCACUAUCUGUCUCUCUUCUGUCGUCCACCUAAAUCUCUCCGCCCUCACAACAACCCUCACAGCAACGUCUCCCCCGUCUCCCCCCCACCCUCUCCGCCUCCAACAGACCUGGUCACGGCGGCGCUGCACGCCUUCCCAUCCGCCCCAGGCCAGUCCCCUCCAUUGCUCAAUUGCACUCACCCACGUCCCCCCUCCUGUGCAUGCGCGACCAACCCCUCCCCCCGUGUGCUGCAUGACACCCCGUCGCCAUCACAUUACCGUGCAUGCCGCACACUCCCUGUGCACGCGGCGCUGCUCUGCUCUGCUGUGCGGCAACCACGUCACGGCACCUGCUACGUGGCGAUGGAGGUGUGGAUGGGGGCGAUGAGGGAUGACGAGGAGCGCGCAGUGGUGGGGCAGGCCUUCAGCGGCGCCACGGAGACCAUCAAGGCGCUGCUGGCUGCUGACUCCGCCAACCAGCCCGCCAUGGCGCCCUGUGACCACCCCCUGCCCCUGAAUCCCCUCGCCUUCUCUCCACCCUCCUCCUUCCACCCGUCGUCCCCUGACCCCUUUGUCUCAACCCACCCUUCGUCUCAACACCCCCCUCUCUGCCAACACCCCCCUCUCUCCCAACACCCCCCUCUCUCCCAACACCCCCCUCUCUCCCAACACCCCCCUCUCUCCCAACACCCCUGUCAGACGCCGAGCCUCUGGUCUGGUGGCAGCGGUGCGGGCAGCGACGCGGAGCCUCUGGUGGCGGCGGUGCGAGCGGCGCUGAGGGACGAGCUGCCGUGCCAGCGAGCAGCCAGCGAUGCCGAGACGGGCGGCGAGGGGGCAGCGGGGCCGACGGAGGCGGCGGAGGAGGAGGAAGAGGAGGAGGAGCACGACGAGGAGCUCAUGGACGCCGCUGUUGACCUGCUGCCCGCUGUGGCGCGUGCCGUGGGCGCCGCUGCCUUCGCCCCUGUCUUCCACUCCCUGCUGCCCGACAUCCUCGCCUUCACGAAAGCCUCCCGCCCGCCCAACGAUCGCAGCAUGGCGGUGGGGUGCAUUGCUGACGUGGCAGGGGAGCUGGGGGAAGCCAUGGCGCAAUACGUGGAUGUGAGUGCCUGGGGAUGGGGUAUAGAGCUGAGGGGCGGAGACCCCCCCAACCGCCGCAACGCUGCCUUUGCCGUCGGCAAGCUGGCUGAAGUUUCGGGCGCUGCCAUGCACAGGCACUACUCUGAUAUCCUGUUGGGAUUGCACCCGCUCUUCUCAGCGGACGAGGAUGACGACGUGAGGGACAACGCUGCCGGUGCUGUUGCCCGCAUGAUCGCUUCUGGUGGCGCUUCCAUGCCUCUCGACCAGGUGCUGCCAGUGCUGGUGGCGGCGCUGCCUCUCAAGUCAGACCUGGAGGAGGCCAAGCCAGUGUACGGCUGCCUCGUGGCUCUUGUUGCCGCCUCACAUCCCCAGAUCUUGCCAGUGGUGCCGCAGCUGGUGCCUGUAUUCGCAGAGGUGGCGGUUAACGGUAAGAUUGCACCGGAAGUGCGUCUCUCCGUGGGCCAAGCCUGCUCGCAUCUCGCGCAGGCAUUUGCAGAUCAAAUGCAGCCGCUCCUGGCGGCGCUUCCUAGUGAUCGCGCCACUGCUCUUUCCUCAUGCAUGGCUGGCACCUUGCCUCCUGCAUCUGUUUCCGCCCCUCCCGCGGUGCGCCCGUCCGCGGCGGAGUUGGCGCAGACGGUGGUGGAGCUGUCGGCGGAGGGCACGCUCGUCACGCUCGCGCACGGCGGCGCGGGCAGCACGCUCGCGGGCGACGACCAACCACUCCCCGCCACGUGGCCGCUGGCCUGCCACGCGUUCUUCGCGCCCGACCCCGAGGGCCGCCCCAUCGUGCUGCUCGCUGACUCGAGCCGCGCCGCCGCCAACCUCGCUGACGACGCGCAGGCGUGCCUACACGUGCAGAUCGAGCUGCCAGGUCAGCAGAAGCCGCAGGUGUCGCUGCAUGGACGGCUGACCAAGGCACACGACGGCAAGACGCUCGGGAAGCUGGAGGCGGCGUGGAGGCGGCGCUUCCCCGACAGUGAGGAGGAUGCGGGCAGCAGCGACGGCUCUUCGUCCUCUGCUCUCUUCCUGCUGGACGUUGACCGUGUGCUCGUGGCGCCAGACGCCGACCAGGAGGACGAGUGGAUAUCCCCAGAUGUCUACUUCAGUGCCGACGCCGACCCCCUGCGGGAGGCGACAGCGGGCAUAGUGGCUGAUAUCAAUCGAGAGCACUGGCAGGACCUGCGCUUCCCCGCCUUACUCAUGCAAUUCUGCUCUGCCCCCAACCCCCCCAUCCCACAGGAGGGCGAGUGGAUCUCCCCAGAGGCCUAUCUGAACGCGGACGCCGACCCUCUGCGCGAGGUAGCAGCAGGCAUAGUGGCCGACUUCAACCGAGAGCACUGGCAGGACCUGCGCCGCUUCCCCGCCGCCUUCGCCGCGCUGCCAGACCUGCAGGUGGACGACGCGUCGCUCAUCUGGGUGGACCGCCUUGGCUUUGACCUCCGCAUGCUCGCUCGCCCCGCCAUGCCCGGUGCUGCUGCCGCGGCGGAUUUCCCCGCGCGGGUGAUGGAUGUGCGCGUGGCGUUUGCACGGGAGGUGGGGGAGGAGAGAGAGGCACGGUCUGCGCUGACCAUGAUGGCGCAGGUGGCGUGGGAGAGGGAGAGGAGCUUUGGCAGCCCCGCUGCUCCCGCCGCUGCUGCUGCUGAGGCUGCUUCCUCGUAG